CUCAGGCGCGUACACAGGGGGGUACACAGCCCCCCCCCCAAACCCCACCCCCUAGUAAUUCCUGUGUACACUCCCGUAUAUAGUUGCACAUCUCUGGUUACUAGCGCAUGGGACUUUCAGUUUUCCUUGGUUCACGCUGAGGGUUGAAACUCUAAUAAGGAAUUAUGCGUGUAGCCUACCUGUAGGCUUUAGAUGCUAUUUUCGGCAAUAAAAACCCUCGAAAUCUUGAAAUCGUAGUUCGUGGCCGGAUGCUGUUUUCGGCGAUCGUGGCCGCCAUCUUGGAUUCGAGUGACAAAAGAUGAGAGGCGCCGGGGCAGGCGGAGGCGCCAAAAACAGCAUCUAAAGCCUACCCCACCCUCCCCCGCUGGCGCCUCUUAUCUUUUGUCACUCGAAUCCAAGAUUGCGGCCACGAACUACGAUUUCGAGGGUUUUUAUCGCCCAAAACAUUAUCUAAAUCCUACCCCCCCCCCUCCCCCCCCCCCAUCCCCCGGCGCCUCUCAUCUUUUGUCACUCGAAUCCAACAUGGCGGCCACGAACUACGAUUUCGAGGGUUUUUAUCGCCGAAAACAUUAUCUAAAUCCUACCCCACCCUCCCCCUCCCACCCCCCGGCGCCUCUCAUCUUUUGUCACUCGAAUCCAACAUGGCGGCCACGAACUACGAUUUCGAGGGUUUUUAUCGCCGAAAACAGCAUCUAAAUCCUACCCCCCCUCCCCCCCAUCCCCCGGCGCCUCUCAACUUUUGUCACUCGAAUCCAACAUGGCGGCCACGAACUACGAUUUCGAGGGUUUUUAUCGCUGAAAACAUUAUCUAAAUCCUACCCCACCCUCCCCCGGCGCCUCGGCUAUUAUGCGUGAAAAUUGCUGAUGUCCUUUAUAAGAGGGAUACCAAAAAUACCAACGCUUUGAAUAAUAUAGAAAAACAGAUUUCAGGGGUAGAUCAAGCUUUUCGCUAAAGAAGGGGGGGGGGGUGGCUCAGUGACACAGGGGAGAGGGGGGUAUUUUUUUUCGUUACAUAUGGCUAUCUGACAUCCCAAAAGGGUGGGGGGGGGGGGGUUAAACCCCCCAAACCCUCUCCCUAGAUCGGCUACUGGAUUUAACAUAUUAAAUAUCUCUACAUAUGAAUCUAUUGUAAAGUCUCGACAGGCCAAUUUUUGCUUGACUGCUACAGUUUUGAGUUUUUCUUGGGCUUGCUAGUUCAAUUUGUAGGGAAAAAUUUAGUUAUCGGCUAGUUAUCAGCUAUUAAAUAUUAGCUCCCAUUGUAUUGUAACGUCUAAUCCGAGUUCAAUAAAUUGUAUAAGGUUAAAUUCAGGAAUUUUCACUGUCUAAUUCGAUAUGAUCACAAUAAGGCUGUCCAAUUAAUGUCAAUGUGAGCAGCAAAUAUGUCAGGCAAUUUUGACAUUACAGUUUCGUGUAUAAACAUAUUUACGUAUUCAAUUCUAUUUUUCAAUAAAAUUUGACUUCAACUUUGAAAGAUUUUUGAUUAAUGAGCGAUCAUAAUUCUCCGUUAAUUCUAGUUCAUGAUAAAAUAUUUUUAUUCUUUUAAAUUAGAAGAGAAAUUUCUCGCUAUAAUUUGAUAAUAUUUUUUUCAAUUAAACCAUAUGUAGCUACGCAAUUUUUAAUAAAUAAACCGAGGUUCUGGUUAAAAAAUAUUUUUAUUCUUUAAAAUUAGAAGAGAAAUUUAUCGCUAAAAUUUGACAAUGUUUUCAAUUAACCAUAUGUAGCUACGCAAUUUUUAAUGCAUAAACCGAGAUUCUGGUCAACGUAUGUUUGGGGAAUAAACGUUUUCCUUUGCUUUGUCAUUGUAAAUGAGACUCGCACAAUUAUUUCAGUCCUUUAUAUUCGUGCGUAGUUCGUCACCUCGCCGGCACUAGUGUCAACAUUUAUGGGGAUAAAGACAAAUGAAUUGACAGGAAUAUAACCAAUAUUUCGCGAAAUCAUAAACUCGAGGAUUUUGAUAACUGGAACAUAAUAUGAUCUUUUCAUUUCUAUUUAGAUAUCAAAUGUCUUCGGUAAAUCUAACUACUUUUGAUUUUCCGAAAUGGAAAAAAAUCACUUUAUAUCGAAUUCUCAAUUCGUCGAAUCCUGGUAUGAAAUAACAAUAACAUAUAUAAUAGAUCCAUUAAUCAUAGAGAUCCAAGAACUGUGAAAUUCUAUACUGUAAAAUUUAGUUGUUUGCCUACAGUUUGUCAUAAAUGACACAUUUUCAUUUCCUUUCUCAUAUUUGCCUAACUCCAAUUGCUUUCAACCAAAUACUUAAGCUGCAUGUUUCUAGGGGGACCAGCUCUCGACUGGCUAAUCGAUUCGCUCUUUCAUUCUUAUUAGGCAAUCUGCAAUAUUGAGACUAUUCUAUUUGGUACAAUUUUAAUACUCAACUGCCCACAGAUGUUGAGCCUAAUCAUGUGGGAACCCUUAGGUUAGGAGCAAUAGCCGCAAGGCCGACGUUUCAGAUCUUCGAUUACCACUAGAAAAGAACAAAACAUCGCGUUUCGAGUAUCUAUUGAAUUAGGGUUGACUUCAUCAAGACCUAGACUGUUAUGGAUAACCACACGGAUUCUCUAGAAGAAUUAUUGGUCUCCAUUGCACCGAUACAGUUGGCGGAAGCCGUCGUUAUUGUGAUCGUAAAUUCACUAGCGCUCGCUGUUUUUCUGAGCAAGUCUUUUCGCAUCAAGAAGUCAAGCUAUCUACUCGUCAACCUAACUGUGGCGGAUCUGAUGGUUGGGCUGACUCUCUUUGGACUUGCGCUAUGUUCUCUUGCUGGUCCAACGUUACUCGAGAAAUAUCGUUACAUUUGGUCAGUAGCUAAUGGAAUCUCAGUCGAUGGUUCGCUGUUUUCAUUCACCGUUAUUGCGAUUGAGCGAACGUACGCCAUUUUCGCGCCAUUCAAGCAUCGCCAACUUACGGCCAAACACUACACGUUGGCAAUUUCAAUGAGCUGGCUACUUUCUAUUUUAUUAGAAAUUCCGAUAAUGCUCAAAAACGCAAAUAUUUUGGCCGUGACAACAACUUAUAUUUUCACAGUUCGAUCUAUAAAGAUAGUUCUGGCAAUCAUUGGUCUUCUCAUGGUCGUGGGUUGUUACAUGGCGAUAUGGAUCAAAUUGAAGUUCUGCAAUUCCUCCCCAAAUGCCCGUUUCGCUCGCAGCAACAACAAACUGACACAAACUCUAUUCAUUGUGACAGUGCUUUCAUUCCUCUGUUAUCUCCCAAUGGCUGCUUAUACUAUUUACUAUUUUUGGUUUGGUUCACCGCAAAGACAGAUCUACCAAUAUUGUAUUAUCCUACUACAUGUAAACUCAUUUGCCAACUUUUUGGUUUAUUCAUAUCGGAUUCCUGAGUUUAGGAGGGAACUUUGGAGGAUUUUGUGCAAGUGCUUCUCGACAAAGACAGGGGAAAAUCAAAGUGGAGAAAUACAAGAGAUUCCUAGUUAUCUAAGGCGCACAAUACAAUCCACAGGACAGCCUUCGCUUAUCAGAAUGAGCACUUUAAACUAAUCACUGAAGAACUAAUUCUCACUUCUUUUAUACAACGCUUUAGACUGACAGAUUAGGCAAAAAUUACCUUGGACUAAGAACAUGAUUUUCCAAAUCCAGGAAAACUUGUUUGAAUAUGAAACAACCGAAAUUACAAAUGUUAUUGUAUGUUCUUUUUUGCAAAAUUUGAGCAAAAAAUUCCUUUUUUUAUCUUACGGCGAUUAUCAACCUUAUAAAUCCUUGUAAAAUUGGUAAAUUUGAAUGAAUCUAUUCAAUAAAAUAAUGAACAACUAAUCAAAGAUAACAGUAGAAUCAUUCAAUCUAGUCUGCAUCAAUCCAACGUGUUGAGUCGAUCCCUCAAAUCGAUUCAGUAGGUCAUAUGACAGAGCAAGACACAUGGCAAUGUAUGGUGCCAGCAAAUACGUGCAAAAGAGCGGGUACCGAAUGCAAAAGGCUAUUAAAAAUGCUGCUACGAUACUUAGAACCGUUCAUUCCUAUUUCCCCAUAAACUGUAUAUUUAAAUGUGCAUGGCCAGGAUAUUUUCUAAGACACAGACUACCACAAAUAGAGCCAUCGAAAUUCUUUAUCUACCCAACCUGCAAGUUAAGAAUGUUUUUCAGGAGAAAAGUGUAAAACGUGCGUGGUGCAAAGGAAAAAAAGAUACGAGUGUUACUUAGCCACAGAAAGCCCCCUCUCAACAUCGCCGUCUGGCCAAGCAAGCCUUAAUAAUUGGGAUAAUUUUGCAGAAAUUUUAAAUUCAAAAUUAUUGACAGGCUAUUGAAAUUGGGAUAAUUUUGCAGAAAUUUUAAAUUCAAAUUAUUAUUGACAGGCUAUGGAAAACUAAGUGACUUUGGAGACCAAUGUUUGAUUCAUAUUUUGUUAUCUUUGAUCUGAUCUGAUCUGC
Messenger RNA from Nematostella vectensis (starlet sea anemone), 4371 nucleotides. Its product is annotated as apelin receptor. Gene Ontology annotation, molecular function: G protein-coupled receptor activity. Lineage: Eukaryota; Metazoa; Cnidaria; Anthozoa; Actiniaria; Edwardsiidae. Bases 2535 to 3488 code for a protein of 317 amino acids. The record is from RefSeq and is a predicted model, not a curated record. The transcript has a single exon. Gene Ontology annotation, cellular component: membrane. Gene Ontology annotation, biological process: G protein-coupled receptor signaling pathway.